GAUAACCUGCCCAUAUUUUUGACAUCUGUCUUAGUAUUUCACAUUACGUAAAUCAGCGAGCAAAAUUUUUAAGCAAGGAUCUAAAGAAAAUGUUGAAAGUAGCGACUACGUUAAGGCUUAUCUCAAAGCAGGGUAAUAAUCUUAGAUUGUUUGCCACAGCUGCAAAGAAAAAUGAAGCUUUAGUUAAUGUUCCACCAACAAAGCUCACAGUGCUCGACAAUGGGAUUCGUGUCGCCUCAGAAGAUUCUGGCUCGCCAACCGCAACAGUGGGGCUGUGGAUAGAUGCUGGUUCAAGGUAUGAAACCUCCAAGAAUAAUGGAGUUGCCCACUUCCUUGAACACAUGGCGUUCAAGGGAACCAGCAAGAGAUCACAAACUGAUCUCGAGUUGCUCGUAGAGAACAUGGGCGCACACUUAAACGCUUACACAUCUCGCGAGCAGACAGUAUUUUACGCUAAAUGCCUCGCAAACGAUGUCCCAGCCGCCAUUGAGAUCCUUGCUGAUAUCAUCCAGAACUCGUCGCUCGCUGAACCCGAAAUCGAACGAGAACGUGGCGUCAUUCUCCGUGAGAUGCAAGACGUUGAAAGCAACUUACAAGAGGUUGUAUUCGAUCAUUUGCACGCCACUGCGUUCCAAGGUACUCCCCUAGGUCAGACAAUUCUUGGGCCAACUAAGAACAUUAAGAAGAUCUCAAAAGCUGAUCUUCAACAGUACAUCAAGACACACUACCAACCCACAAGAAUAGUUCUCUCUGGAGCUGGAGGUGUUGACCACAACAAGCUUGUGGACCUUGCAAACAAACAUUUAGGCAGUUUGAAGAACACAGCUAUGGAUGUACCAGAAUUGACUCCCUGCAGAUACACUGGUUCAGAGAUCAGGGUGCGUGAUGACUCAAUGCCUUUGGCUCACAUUGCUGUUGCUGUGGAAGGAGCUGGGUGGACCGAUGCUGAUAACAUUCCUCUCAUGGUAGCAAACACUCUGAUUGGUGCCUGGGACCGCUCCCAAGGUGGUGGUGCUAACAAUGCCUCUGUCUUGGCCCAAGCUUCAUCCAUCGAAAACUUAUGCCACAGCUUCCAGUCAUUCAACACUUGCUACAAGGACACUGGUCUGUGGGGUAUCUACUUUGUAUCUGAGCCAAUGAAAAUUGAAGAUAUGUUAUACAACAUCCAAUCUGAAUGGAUGAAACUGUGCACAUCAGUGACAGAGGGUGAAGUUGACCGGGCAAAGAACUUAUUGAAGACCAACAUGCUUCUCCAGCUUGAUGGAACUACACCUGUUUGUGAAGACAUUGGUCGCCAGAUUCUGUGCUACAAUCGUCGUAUUCCUAUCCAUGAGCUUGAUGCCCGCAUUGAAGCAGUAACCGUAGACAAUAUCAAAGAUGUAUGCUACAAAUAUUUGUAUGACCGCUGCCCAGUUGUAGCUGCUGUAGGUCCCACUGAAGCCCUUCCCGACUACAACAGGAUCCGCUCUGGAAUGUACUGGCUCAGAGUCUAAAUGAAAUAGUAGCACACUUUAGUAUCAAUUUAAAAAUCAGUUAAGAAUACAUUAAACUUCUCGCCCAAACGUCUGUUGUUUUAUUGUAAUAAAACACAAUGUCUUUGGUGUACGUAUUUAUUGGUGAAUAAGUUAAGUAAUUGUAAAUAAAUAAAUCCA
Zerene cesonia (dogface butterfly) is the source of this 1652-nucleotide messenger RNA. RefSeq names its product mitochondrial-processing peptidase subunit beta (gene UQCR-C1). Gene Ontology annotation, molecular function: metalloendopeptidase activity; metal ion binding. The record is from RefSeq and is a predicted model, not a curated record. Bases 90 to 1493 code for a protein of 467 amino acids. Lineage: Eukaryota; Metazoa; Arthropoda; Insecta; Lepidoptera; Pieridae. Gene Ontology annotation, cellular component: mitochondrion. The transcript has a single exon.